Nerophis lumbriciformis (worm pipefish) is the source of this 1673-nucleotide messenger RNA. RefSeq names its product retinoblastoma binding protein 8 (gene rbbp8). The record is from RefSeq and is a predicted model, not a curated record. Gene Ontology annotation, biological process: DNA double-strand break processing involved in repair via single-strand annealing. Gene Ontology annotation, molecular function: damaged DNA binding. NCBI's taxonomy places the organism in Eukaryota, Metazoa, Chordata, Actinopteri, Syngnathiformes, Syngnathidae.
AGAAUAUUUACCCGGCAGGCAUUGCGGCGCGGCAAUUUGCAAUUCCCUCUACGCUUCUUUCCUGUCUAUUUCUCGCCAGGAAGCAUUGCUUCCAAACAUGUUUUUGUACGCCGGAACAUUUUAAAAAACAUUUUGUGUCGUCUAUGACGUCUCCGGCAUUGAAUGACAGGAUGAGCAGCCCCACCAGCACACCCAAACCCACCGACCUCUUUCACACUUUAUGGAAACAACUUGGGGAGUGCCAUGAAAAAACACUGCAGGAACUGGAGGAGAAAGUAAGCAAGUUGAAAAAAGAUCGGUGCUUAGACGCACAGAGACUUGAGGUGUUUUACACUCGUAACCAGGAGCUGAAGGAGCAAACCAAAACUCUGCAGGAUGCCAUCAUUCUUUUAGAGGACAGACUCCGAACGGGAGAAUGUGAUCGCUGUUUAAUCUUGGAGGGAAACCUAAAGAGUAGUCAAGAGCAAAAUGAGCGGCUUAUCACCAAGAUGAAGCAUGAAAAUAAAUGUCUUGAAGAUGAAAAUCGCAAACUAUACACUGAGCUGCAAAAGUUUAAGAAUUGCUCCGAUCCCCAGGAACAGGAAGAUGGCAUCAUCCCAGACUCACCGGUUCUGGCCAGCUCGCUUCCUUUGGCCAACAAACUGAAGAAACGUAAAACCGCUGAGAAGAGAAGACAUGUUCGCUACGCAGAAGAGCCUUCAUUCAAGUUAAAGUCACUUUUCAAAGAUCCAAUAAACGAAUUGGUUGGUGGUCCAAAAAAUGCCAAAAGAACAGACAUACUUGUUCCUGACACGUGUGAAAUGGAAACAUCCCACAUUGCAGCAGAGGAAGAGAACGGGGGAGAAGUGAUAGCAGAAACUUGUGUCCUUGAACUUGUCAACACACGUCAAGUGAAAACUGUGGAAGCCGCAGGACAGCAAAAUGUCCCAAAAUCUUCUCUGUUGACUGGUGUUCAUCUGAAGCCUCGUCGCAUCUCCCCGUCAUCGACAUCCGUCCAAAGUCCAGACUCCACCACGGACAAGUCGUCAUCUCUUUCCCCUCCUGGUAAAAAGUUGACCACUGACGACUUUACCUGCAAAGAGAAACAGAAAAAGGAAGAUGAUGAACCAAAGGGGCGAAUACCCAAAGUGGAGCAGAAGAAACAAACCUGCAGAUCUUUUCACACUCAAACCUUCAAGCAGUCACCUGACAGCAAGGUUCAAAGUGUUGACUGUGGGAGUCCAGCUUUCAAGAAGCCUAAUUCCAGACUGCUGGACCAGAGACGAAACCACCUUCAUGGCCACGGUUCUUCACACAGACAAGAGAAGACGCACACAGUGGAGAACAUGUGGAGCAUAGACCCCGCGCUCAACUUUUCAAUGUAUGACAGUGAGCGAGGAGCCGUUGAGCAUGAAGAACACGGAGAACUGCCUGACAGUGACUGCACUUGGAUCAGUCACAGUUUGCUCCAAGGCCGACGUGCAAAUGACGAGGAAGAAGAACACAGUGUCUCCGGAAUCGGGGAAAAGGCCAACGACAGUCUGGAUGGAAUGUUUGACGCCACCGGCCAUGAGGAGUACAUAUCUUACAACAGCUCACAAGUUGCCAGUCAGCCAUGUGAGGCUAUGGAGCAAGAGGAGGACAAUGAAGAAGAGUCUUCUGAAAACUACCCACGUAAGAACAAAAUAAAGUGA